GAGUAUAACCAGCUGAGGAUGUCGGAGCAAAACGGGCCCGGCGAUGGCCCGGGACCUGGUCCAGGUUGGUGGCCUUCAACACAACCCUGGAAAUCGUCUGGUUCCGUUGGAUCUAACUCGUCGUCGUCUUCUACCUCCGGUACAAGCGUCGGCACCACUUCCGUUUCUGCCUCCUGCGCCACCGCCGCCGCCACCACCGCACCCUCCACCGGAUCAUCGGCCUCAUCGGUUUCACCAACGUCCUCAUCCACCUGUUGUUCUUCAUCAUCCAUUGGCAAUUCUUCCACGAUGACCACAACUCGUUCCACGGAAACGGGGAAGAACGUUUCCGUAACUGCUAUCAAUGUCCCACCUACGCAUCACGAAAUGCACGAUGGCAAAGGCAUCUGUAAAUAUCUAGCAGGUCAAAAUGGCGUGACGGUGUCCGUAGUUUCAAAUUGCGGCUCGGUACUCGGCUGUACGAGUAGCACAAGCAACGUGGGCUCGCAUGGUAUCGGGAUCGGUAUUCUCAGUUCAAAUGCCACGAAUAUCGACGACGCGGACGACAGCGACGGUGAAAUAAGCAAGAUCGACUUCCGCGGUGUCAAUCUAAGAACCAAGAAGAAACGAGAUAUCUCCGUAAAUCAGAGCGGUGAGAAAAUCGGCGAUUGCGAUGGCGAAGGUGAAAGCGGAGCUUGCGACGGUAACGAUACGUCUCAACAACAACAACCAGAGAGACCUAUGUCAUGGGAAGGAGAACUAUCCGAUCAAGAGAUGUCUUCGAAUACCCUAACUAAUCAGGACGAUCACGAAGAAACGUCGAUGGAAGGUGUUCAAGUUUGUGGUUCCAGUCCUGGACCUAUGGAACAAAAGUUUCCAAUAAAGCCAGAACCAGAUUUUCGAUCGAGUUCAGGAUACGCGCUUUCGGGAAAUUUAUCUUUAAGUCAUAAUCAACAAUUACAGCAACAACGUGGUAUAGAAAAUCUUGAACAAACUCAACAGAGCGACUUACCUCUUCUCGUGGGAAAACUAUUGGGUGGUUAUAACAGUUCUACUCCAAAUCACAGUCCUGUUCUUAAUCCAAGACAUCAUUUGACCAAACACAGUCAUACGCGAUCGCAGGUACCAUCACCAGAUUCGGCUAUUCAUUCUGCAUACAGUGUCUUCAGUUCACCGACUCAAAGUCCUCAUGCUGCAAGACACUCCGCCUUGGGAGCAGGAAGCCCGAUUCCUUCUUCCUCGCUUUCCUUAUCUCGACAUAGUUUCAAUAAUUCGACCUCCUCGUUGUCACUCUCCCUCUCUCAUUCGCUUUCACGUAACAAUUCAGACGCUUCGAGCAGUUGUUACAGUUAUGGCUCUUUGAGCCCACCUACGCAUUCUCCCGUCCAGCAACCUCGACAUCCGCACGCUCACUCGCAACAUCAGCAUCAACAAGUAGCACAAGGUAGUCCUUUACAUCUUCCAACGGCUGCUUCUUCGGCUGUGAGCGCGCACCAUUAUUCCUCUUCCGCUCCAGGAUCAGAACUUUCCUCGGAUGGGCAUCCUGGAACAGAAGAUCAAGAAGACUGUAGAAUACCUGCUGCACCAUCUGGUAUUUCCACGAGACAGCAGUUAAUUAAUAGCCCCUGUCCGAUAUGCGGUGAUAAAAUCAGUGGAUUUCAUUAUGGUAUAUUUUCGUGCGAAUCGUGCAAGGGCUUUUUCAAGAGGACCGUCCAGAAUCGUAAAAACUAUGUGUGCCUUAGGGGUGCAGGUUGUCCUGUCACCGUUGCCACAAGAAAGAAAUGCCCUGCUUGUCGAUUCGACAAGUGUCUCAAUAUGGGAAUGAAACUCGAAGCUAUCAGAGAGGAUCGUACCAGAGGUGGUAGGAGCACUUAUCAGUGUACAUAUACAUUACCGACUAAUUUCAUCGGUAGUUCUGCAAACAAUAUGACGACUGGUGAUAAAAUAAAUGCUGCUGGUAAUUGUAGUCCUGCACCGCCCGGCAGUGAACAUCAUUAUUCAGUCAGACAUCAUUCGAAUCAUUCAUACAAAGUACAUGUAGUUCCACAACUUUUGCAAGACAUCAUGGAUGUAGAACAUCUUUGGCAUUAUAAUGACAGUGAUCGUAUAACUGGUAUUCAGUCUGGUGUGAUAACUUCGGGCGGAGCUAGAAAUACUCCUGACAGUGACAUGUUAUUAGGAAGCGGAAACGGUGGUAAUGUUUCUUCAGGUCGAAGUGGAUCAGCUACCAACGGCUCUAGUACUGAUUGUCCUACCAACGGACACGCUAGUAACAAUAUUAAUAACAGAAGAGACGACAAUACUGGAAGACCUUGUUCGACAGGUUCGACUUCGACAGGUAGUCACGAACAAUUAUCGGCUAACUCUGGCAACGUUGGCAAUUGUAAUUCUCGAAUGUGCGGAAAUUCUAAUGGCAAUCCAUCUACACAUCCGGACUUUAUUUCGAAUCUUUGCAAUAUUGCCGAUCAUCGUCUCUAUAAAAUAGUUAAAUGGUGUAAAAGUUUGCCACUAUUCAAAAAUAUUUCAAUCGACGAUCAGAUUUGUCUACUUAUCAAUUCAUGGUGCGAGUUGCUGCUAUUCUCUUGUUGUUUCCGCAGUAUGAGUACUCCUGGUGAAAUAAGAGUAUCUCUCGGCAAGUCGAUUACAUUGGAACAGGCAAGACAGCUUGGUUUAGCGACUUGCAUCGAGAGGAUGCUAGCUUUCACUAAUAAUUUGAGAAGGCUGAGGGUGGAUCAAUACGAGUACGUUGCGAUGAAGGUAAUAGUAUUACUGACAUCUGACACAAGUGAAUUGAAAGAACCUGACAAAGUUAGGGCUUCUCAAGAAAAAGCUUUGCAAGCACUUCAACAAUAUACUAUUGCCAGGUAUCCAGAAAUGCCUGCUAAAUUUGGGGAACUAUUAUUGAGGAUUCCAGAUUUACAAAGAACGUGUCAGGUAGGCAAGGAAUUAUUGAGUGCAAAACGUGCUGAAGGAGAAGGCAGUUCGUUUAACCUUUUAAUGGAAUUAUUGCGAGGCGAUCAUUAAAAUUUAUUGCUGGAACAGUGAACAAUGCCAUUCCAUGCUUAUAGGGUCCAUAAGCUUAGGGAAUUGGAAUUCGCUAAGUAAAUAAAAAGCUGUUAAAACCAGUACUGUGAAAUGACUGGAAUAUACGCAUGGUCUAUAAUAUUAGCACUUGGUGAGGGGGUUAACGUUCGUAUAAAUUUAGCUGAAUAUUGGAAAGCUGAAGUCUAAAAGAAAAGAAGAAGAAGAAGAAAGAAAAAAAACGUUUCUCUCAAAAUGCUUCCGUAUUAAACUCGCAUGCUCGCUGCCUUGAACUAUUAUCAAUUUCGAUGCGGCCUAAAUUAUGCUCGAAAUGUUCGGCAUGCGUGUAGAUGCAAAUGAGACUGAAAAUAAAUAAAAAAAAA
Messenger RNA from Polistes dominula (European paper wasp), 3383 nucleotides. RefSeq names its product nuclear hormone receptor FTZ-F1 beta (gene Hr39). The record is from RefSeq and is a predicted model, not a curated record. Lineage: Eukaryota; Metazoa; Arthropoda; Insecta; Hymenoptera; Vespidae. Gene Ontology annotation, biological process: regulation of DNA-templated transcription. Gene Ontology annotation, molecular function: sequence-specific DNA binding; nuclear receptor activity; zinc ion binding.